AUGGGCAAACCGGAGAAGAAGAGAGCAAGUUCCUCUUACGUUCUUCGCUGUUUCGGGGUUUCCCGGAGAAUUCAGACAGACAAACUAACUGCAGACCCCGGACAAGACAAGAAAAAGAAGACGAGAACUCGUUUUUGGUUUCCACGACCGACAAAGUUUCGUUUGAAGGAAGACGAGAUCACACUGGCGCCAAUAUACGAGACGUCGGAGAAAAGAAACAUGAUUGUUAAAGAUGAUAAGCAAAAUCUGUUUCGUGUGAUACGUCAUGGUACUGAUCGGAAGAAUGUUGCGACUAGUGGUUAUAAAGACGUUCAACAUGAGAGCAACGAGAAAGACACGAAUUUACAAAGAGAUAUAAACCCGGAUCCGUUGAGUCCCUCAGGACACGACUUGUGUCACGAACGCGGGAAACUCGACCGGAUUAAAACCGUUGGAGCAGGGUCGAAGCCGAAAGGAUUAAGGGAGAAGUCGUCACGGGGCAGAAAAGGGUCACGGGUGGGUAAAUUCGACCCGGUAAUUGGUAUAUCAAUCAUAACGCUAACGUUAAUGAUAAUGUUGACGUGGGGACGUUUGUGUGCUAUCCUUUGUACAUCCACUUGGUGUUAUUUUCUACCUCGUCUUAAGGAGGCUACGACUGCGGCCAAAUGCAAACGCAGUGGCAGUUGUAAAGCUGUACCAGGUGAUUUGGAUUUGAAUUCUGACGCUUACAAGAAAAAGGUCGUUUUGGAAGGAUUUCUUGUUCGGCAAUACCGCGUCUAGCUGUAACGACUGUUUCAA
Messenger RNA from Capsella rubella, 777 nucleotides. RefSeq lists its product as uncharacterized. The record is from RefSeq and is a predicted model, not a curated record. The transcript is spliced from 2 exons. The coding region runs from base 1 to 759 and encodes 252 amino acids. NCBI's taxonomy places the organism in Eukaryota, Viridiplantae, Streptophyta, Magnoliopsida, Brassicales, Brassicaceae.